Exophiala aquamarina CBS 119918 is the source of this 1719-nucleotide messenger RNA. RefSeq lists its product as uncharacterized. Bases 1 to 1719 code for a protein of 572 amino acids. The transcript has 6 exons. The record is from RefSeq and is a predicted model, not a curated record. NCBI's taxonomy places the organism in Eukaryota, Fungi, Ascomycota, Eurotiomycetes, Chaetothyriales, Herpotrichiellaceae.
AUGGCACCGCAACCUUCAAUCGACGCCACAGGCGACGGCAACCUCUACAGUUGGGAAGAUAUUGUCGCACGCAAGACGGAGCGUGGCCAGAAUGCUAUUCCCAACGACUGGCGACUCUCAUCCGAAAUCUUGUCCAAGCUGUCUUUCCCACUCGAGAGCCAUGCAAACCGAAUCGUGGACCUGGACAUACCGCGCAAAUCGGGCAUCCUCUCCGCCCGGGAGCUCGAAAUCACCGAGAACUACUCUGUGCUCGAGCUGUUGGAAAGGUUAGCCUCUGGCGCGUUUAGUUCUCUCGAGGUGACAACUGCUUUCUGCAAAAGAGCCGCGAUAGCUCAACAGCUAUUUUCCUGCCUGACGGAAAUCUUUUUCGUCGAGGCCAUAGAGCGUGCAAAAGCUCUGGAUACCAUUCGCGCCGAUGCAAAGCAGCCUCUGGGCCCACUGCACGGACUGCCAAUCAGUCUCAAGGACACCUUCAAUGUCAAAGGCCACGAGACAAGCAUUGGAUACGUAUCUUUUUUAGGGAAGAAGGCAGAAAAGAAUUCUCACCUCGUCGAGAUACUCCUGGAGCUCGGCGCUGUGCUCUAUGUCAAAACGAACCUCCCCCAGACAGUCGCGACCGGCGACUCCCACAACAAUAUCUUCGGGCGAACACUAAAUCCACACAACACCAUGCUGAACGCUGGCGGUUCGACUGGUGGCGAAGGCGCUCUGGUUGCUUUCCGCGGUUCGCCUCUGGGCAUCGGUACCGAUCUCGCAGGUUCGAUUCGAAUCCCCGCUGCUUGCUGUGGCACAUAUGGUUUCAAGCCAACAGCCUCCCGCCUUCCACAUGGUGGCCAGGCGUCAGGCGGACUGCCCGGCCUGCGGGCCAUGCUAUCGGCCUCAGGCCCACUAGCGAACGACUUGAAAGCCUUAGAGCUUCUGACUAGAGUCGUCAUUGACGCAGUCCCUGCGCGGAAGGACGUCUCGGCUCUCGACAUUCCGUGGCGCAGGCUCAGCAACUCUCAGCCUGACACCAAGUUGCGGAUCGGCGUCUUCCCAGAAGAGCCGCUGUAUCCUCUACAUCCUCCUGUGAGGAGAGCUUUGCAAGAAGCCACCAGGAUCCUUCAAGAAGCUGGCCACAAGCUGGUGCAGAUUGACACGAACGAGGCCCGGAUCAAUGCAGCCUCAGAGGUUGCUUGGGAGCUACUUGGACUUGACCCUGGGAGGACAGUCAUCCGACAUAUCACGAACAGCGGCGAGCCAUUCGUCCCCUCAGUCAGCACCAGAGAGCCUCCUGCGACGUUUGGCGAUUUCCAAUUUCUGCACGAUCAGGCCGGCCUAGAACCUUUUCACCGCUACGCAGCAGUCAAUCUCAAGAGAGACGAGCUGCAGGAGUCCUGGAUGAAGACUAUUUGGACGGAGAAAAAUCUCGAUGUUGUCAUCGGACCGGUUGCCAGGAGCACUGCCGUACCGCAUGACACGUUCGGCUGGCCGGUCUACACUGUCUUUGUGAAUGUCCUCGAUUAUCCUGCUUGCGUUAUUCCGUUCUCGAGGGCCUCAAAGGAACUCGACCCAAUAGCCGUGAGGAGGAAAGAGGGAGAGGGAGGGCCAGAAUACCUACCCGAUCUGCUUGAUGCCGCCCCGUGCUCGAUCCAGAUCUUCACCAGCCGCUUCAGAGACGAGGAGUGUUUGGAGCGUAGUCGAAUAAUUGACCAGUGCUUGAGAAGUCAUUCGGGGUAA